UUUCUUAUUUUCACUUGAUUUAUGCUUAUAUGUAAAGCUUUCAAUAGUUGUAAAGGUUAUUGUCCGGAAUUUUUGUAGUUUUUCCUAUUUACAUACUGUAUUUUACCUUCCUUUAAUCCUUUGAAACUACCAAUUUAUAAAAGCUUCAAUUAAGAAACAAUGGCAAAACGAACUGCAGAAACUGAAUUAAAUCACGAUAAUUGGGAUAAUGAUGAAAAUUCUGAAGAAGCAGGGACCUUCAAGAGAGUUUCUGACAAUGAAUUAAAGAAGCGAAUUAUAAGAAAAGCUAAAAGGAGUUAUGGAGGCACAGCAUCAACGAGUAAUAGUCCAUUUCAGGGAUCAAGUCCUUUUGCUGCUUUUUCUGGAUUUGGUGCUACAUCUACUCCAUUUAGUUUUGCUAAGACAGAUGACAAUAUUUUUAGCGAAGAAAGUCGUGUAAAGAAAUUCAUAAAAGAAAAUAUUACUAAAAUUGAAAAUGGCAAAUCUGAAAUAAAAACUGAAGGAAGCACCACAGAAACUCAAUCCCCCGAUACCACAUCUACUGCCACAUCUUCUAAUACCACAUCAUCUAAUACUACUACUUCUAUUACCAGCAAACCCUCACGGAGUGUAGAAUAUUAUCGUCAGUUGCAGAGCUUAAAUGAAAGUGUUUUAAAGUGGAUGCAAUUACAUUUGGCAAAAAAUGCCUACAGUGAUUUUACACCUGUUUUUAAUGACUAUAAAAAACAUAUGGAUACUCUUAACGUUACAUAUCCUGUAAAAAAGAAUGAAGCAGUAGUUAAUGCAGAUAAAGGCAGUAGUUUUUUCAAAACUCCUUCUUCUGUGCAGAAAAAAGAUGCAGUAGAUUCUAAUGGGAAAUCUGGAUUGGCCUUAAAUAGUGCUCAGAAGGAUGAGACUGAUUACGGAGCAAAUUUUUCAGCUAGGACUACAAAUACGUCAAGUGUUAGCUUUGGUAUGAAAUUAACUCCUACAGCAACAUCUUCAAACACAUCAAGGCCUGCAUCUAGCUCAAAAGAAGAAGAGAAAGCACAGGAGCAAAAACCUUUUCAGUUCUCAUUUACAGCUGCUCCUAAAACGGAGGAUUCAAGUGCUUCAAAAGGUUUUAGCUUUGCUGCAUCAGUUGCUGCUGCUGCAAAAAAUUCUGAAACAGCUGAUGCAACAGAAGAAAAAGAUUAUGAACCUCCUAAGAAUGAGUUUGUGAAAGUAUCUGAAGAAGAUGCUCUAUAUUCAAAAAGAUGUAAGUUGUUUUUCAAGAAGGGUGAGGGAUAUGCGGAUAAAGGAGUUGGUACACUUUAUUUAAAAUCUUUAGAAGGAAAGACCCAGUUGCUUGUACGUGCUGACACCAGUUUAGGUAAUAUAUUGCUCAACAUCAUUCUGACUGCUUCCCUACCAAUGUCCAGGACUGGUAAAAACAAUGUGUUACUGGUUUGCAUACCUAAUCCACCAGUGGAUGCCAAAAAGACAGAUUCCCAGGAGGCUAUUCCCAUGCUGAUAAGAGUUAAGACAGCCGAAGAUGCUGAUGAGCUGUUGGAAGCUCUUAACAAACACAAGUCUUGAGAUGGACUGAUGAUUUUAAUUGUAACUAGUUUCUUCAUUCCUCUAAAGUUGAUACAUCAUAAUGUGUUUUCUUUUUAUGUAUGUGUAAAGACUGUCAUUGUUAAAUAAAUUUUUUGAUUAUA
Molecule: messenger RNA, 1679 nt
Organism: Parasteatoda tepidariorum (common house spider)
Lineage: Eukaryota; Metazoa; Arthropoda; Arachnida; Araneae; Theridiidae
Product: nuclear pore complex protein Nup50
Biological process (GO): protein import into nucleus
Cellular component (GO): nuclear pore
Source: RefSeq, a predicted model, not a curated record